AUCCUAAUCUACCUUUCCUACAAAAAGAUCUCUCUCUCCCUCUCCCCCUCUCUGUGAAAUUUUUUGGGGUUUGUUGAUAUGUCAGUUUGAAUGGAUUUGCUUGGCUUCUUCUUAUAAUGGUACGCUAGAUAGCUCUUUCUCUCUCCCACCCUUCCUCUCUCACCCCCCUUCUCUCUCUCUCUCUCUCUCAUUGUUUUCUUUCCCUCACUUUGUGGGGAGCAGUGGUUUGAAUAAGUAGUUUUAGAUUUCAACUUUCAACUUUGAAGAUUUUUUGAUGAUUUUAAGGGCGGAGUGCAAACCAAAACACAGGCACACGAAAAAGGAGUUAAAAGUUUGAAGUGGAGGAAAAAGAAGAGAUAGAUGGUGACACCAAAACAGGCAGCUGCUUAACUUGGCCUUGCUUCCCCCAUUUUCAUUUUCAUUAGCAAACAUAAUUCUCCUCUUUGAAAUCACCAAAAUCAUGAAAACAAGACGACCCUUUGUUUUUUUGUCUUAAAGAGUGAUGUGUUAUUGAGGCACUGAUCUUUAGCUUUAGGUAGAACCCAUAUUAAUUCUUGCCUCAAUUAGCAAUCUUGUGAUAUUUGACUACUUUUGUUACCCGACAUCAAAUCAGGUCUCCAAAAAGAGAGCAAAAGUCACAAGUAUUCAGUAUUAGACCCCCUUGGGCCAAGUUUUCAUUCUUUCAAGCUCCUCUUGUAAAAAGGGUUCAUCUUGCUCCCUUUUCUAGAGCAUUAAUCAGAUAGCUCCAGCUUCUCCCUAGCUCUCCUUCUCCCUCAUCUCUCCCUAUGUUUUGUUAGGGUGUCGCAUGCACUUGGUGAUGGCUGAUCAAGGUGGUAACAAUAUUGUAAUGAGGGAAUACAGGAAAGGAAACUGGACUGUUAAUGAAACAAUGGUAUUGAUUGAGGCAAAGAAGAUGGAUGAUGAGAGGAGAAUGAAGAAAAGUGGGGACAGUGAAGGGAGGAGCAAACCAACAGAGCUAAGAUGGAAAUGGGUGGAAGAUUAUUGUUGGAGAAAAGGGUGUAUGAGGAGCCAAAACCAGUGCAAUGACAAGUGGGAUAAUCUCAUGAGGGACUACAAGAAAGUGAGAGAGUACCAAAGGAGAACAGCUGAGGCAGGAGAAGGGAAUAAUAAUAAUAACGAAGGAUCUUAUUGGGAGAUGGAGAAGAAUGCAAGAAAAGAAAAGAACUUGCCCAGUAACAUGUUGCGCCAGAUAUAUGAGCAUUUGGAGGAGGUGGUGGAGAAGAAAGGAGUUCAAAGAGUGGUGGCUGCUGGUGGGUCAGGUCCCAAUCCCAACAUACCUUAUGUUAUGGAUAGACCAAUGACUAGUGUGCAACCUUUAUUGCCUCCUCUAUUGCAACACCAACUUCCUGCUGCUAUUCCUCCAGCAAUUGCAUUACCUCUACCAGCACUGCCGCCGCUGCCGCCGCCAACAGCUGCUCCUGCACCACUCGUGCAACCAUCUCCCCUUCCUUAUGCUCAGCCAUUGCCCACAAUGUGUGAUAGCUCAGAUUCUGAUACAAGUGAGUAUUCCGACUCACCUGCAAAGAGAAGGAGAAGAUCAGGAGGUAAUGGGGAAGGCACCAGUGGCACUGCAAGUGCAAACAACUCAAAUGAAGUGGGCACUGCAAUCUCUAAAAGUGCUUCCAUCAUAGCGGAAGCCAUCCAGGCUAGUGAGGAAAGAGAGGAGAGAAGACAUAGAGAUCUUGUUAGUUUGCAUGAGAGAAGACUCAAGAUUGAGGAAUCUAGGACAGAGAUCAACAGAAACGGCAUUGAUGGCCUGGUUGUUGCCAUUAACAAGCUUGCUAAUUCUAUCCUCGCUCUGGCUUCCCACAAGAACCAGUCAGCUCCAAAGUGAUUCUCUUAUUGAUGAAAAAAGAGCAACUAUCCAUUAAUAUCUAAGACAGGGAGAGAUUAAUUAAUCACAUUGGUAGUUGUAUAUAGUAAUUGGUUGUCCCAUUUGUGAUCUAAAUUUUAUGUUGUACUCACUUUCAUUGAUCAUUCUAAUUAUGUCUUUAAACUCUUAUCUCUUUCAUGUCAAGUGUUUAAACACAAACUAGGGUUGGUUGUAAUACUACCAAAAGUGAAAUAUAAGCAAAUUGUUGUGCAUUUGGG
This is a messenger RNA of Theobroma umbraticum, 2112 nucleotides long. Its product is annotated as hydroxyproline-rich glycoprotein family protein. NCBI's taxonomy places the organism in Eukaryota, Viridiplantae, Streptophyta, Magnoliopsida, Malvales, Malvaceae. The record is from RefSeq and is a predicted model, not a curated record.